ACAGUGGGCGGGGCGCUGGCGGCGCGGCGAUUGAAGGGCUGCUGUAUGCCGGUGACCGGGGGAACAGCCGCGGCAGCAGGAGGCCGGGCCGCUGCCUGCGCCAUGGAUCCGGUCCGGCUGUUCCGCGGCGCGGUGUGAGGAUGUGCGGUUAAAAAUGGUGCAGAAGUACCAGUCCCCUGUUCGAGUCUACAAAUACCCUUUUGAGCUCGUCAUGGCGGCUUACGAGAAGCGCUUUCCCACGUGCCCAGAGAUCCCUGUCUUCCUGGGCAGCGAGAUCCUUCAGGAAUCCAAGAGCGAUGAUGGAGCUGUUCAUAUCGUCGAACGGAGCUGCAAACUGAAUGUGGAUGCUCCACGGCUGCUGAAGAAGAUCGCUGGGGUAGAGUACGUCUUUUUCAUACAGAAAAACACCGUGAACUGGAAGGAGCGAACGCUCCUCAUUGAGGCUCACAACGAGACUUUUGCAAAUCGUGUUGUCGUCCUUGAGACGUGUAGCUACUCGGUUCACCCCGAGAAUGAAGAGUGGACGUGCUUUGAACAGUCUGCGUCUCUUGACAUCAAGUCGUUCUUUGGCUUUGAAAGCACAGUGGAGAAAAUUGCCAUGAAGCAGUACACCUCCAACAUCAAGCGGGGCAAGGAGGUGAUCGAGCAUUACCUGAAGGAGCUGAUCUCCCAGGGCAUCACCUUCAUCCCCCGAUGGACACCUCCACCAGUGAGCAGGCAGAAGGAAAAGAGGGCCCUGGCUGUGGGACACAACCCUGGUAUUGUGCCAGCGGAGUCCUGUGUGCAUGGAACUAGCAAAGAGCAGCCAGGCAGCUCCUGCCCUGCUGCAGAGACGGCUAGCCCUGACGCUGACAAACUGGACGCUGAUUACAUUGAGCGGUACCUGGGGCAGCUGACUCCAAUGCAGGAAAGCUGCCUGAUCCGACUCCGUCAGUGGCUGCAGGAAACGCACAAAGGCAAGUCAGAGGCUGGGGAAUGGAAGCCGGAAAAGAUCCCCAAAGAUGAGCAUAUCCUUCGAUUCCUGAGGGCUCGUGACUUCAACAUCGACAAGGCUCGCGAGAUGCUUUGCCAGUCGCUGACCUGGCGCAAGCAGUACCAGGUGGAUUACAUCCUGCAGACCUGGAGACCCCCAUCCCUGCUGGAGGAGUACUACACUGGAGGGUGGCAUUAUCAGGAUAAAGAUGGCCGCCCCCUCUACAUCCUUCGCCUCGGUCAGAUGGACACAAAAGGUUUGGUGAAGGCCCUGGGAGAAGAGUCGCUCCUGCGACACGUUUUGUCAAUUAACGAGGAGGGACAAAAGAGGUGUGAGGAAAACACCAGCCUGUUUGGCCGUCCCAUCACAUCCUGGACAUGCCUGGUGGAUUUGGAAGGGUUGAACAUGCGUCACCUGUGGCGGCCUGGAGUUAAGGCUCUCCUUCGGAUAAUCGAGGUUGUGGAGGACAAUUACCCUGAGACACUAGGGAGGUUACUGAUCGUGCGAGCACCACGGGUUUUCCCUGUGCUGUGGACUCUGGUUAGUCCUUUCAUCAAUGAAAACACCAGGCAGAAGUUCCUCAUCUACAGCGGCAAUAACUACCAGGGUCCUGGAGGGCUUGUAGACUAUCUGGACAAAGACGUGAUUCCAGAUUUCCUUGGAGGAGAAUGUGUGUGCAAUGUCCCUGAGGGUGGACUCGUCCCCAAGUCACUUUAUCAAACAGAUGAAGAACCGGAGAACUCUGAUCACAUCCGACUAUGGACAGAAACCAUCUACCACUCUGCAAAUGUUCUUAAAGGGGCUCCUCACGAGAUCGUUGUGGAAAUCCUGGAGGGUGAGUCUGUGAUCACGUGGGACUUUGACAUCCUGAAGGGAGACGUGGUGUUCUGUCUCUUUCACUCCAAGCGAGCGCCCGAGACCAGUCGCAAAGAGGCCCCUUCAUCAAGUGCUUCGACUGCUGGGGACAACAUGCAGCUAAUCGAUAAGAGCUGGGUUCUGGGGGUGGAUUACAGCCGCAUGGAGUCUCCGCUGGUGUGCCGGGAAGGAGAGAGCAUUCAGGGAUCUCAUGUGACUCGUUGGCCUGGCUUUUAUGUUCUGCAGUGGAAAAUGCACAGCUCUUUGCCCUGCUCUGGCACCAGCCUCCCUCGAGUAGAUGAUGUCCUGGCCUCUUUGCAAGUUUCCAGUCACAAGUGUAAACUCAUGUACUACUUUGAGGUGCUUGCAUCCAAGGAUUUCAGGGGGUCCAUGUCAAGCCUGGAAUCCUGCAACAGUGGCUUUUCCCAGCUCAGUGCAGCCACGACAUCUUCCAACCAAUCCCAGAGCAGCUCCCUCAUUUCUAGAUAGCGUGGUGUAGGCCUCUACUGACCUCUGAAAUGUUACAUCCGCGCUCUGAGGCCUCCUUCCAGGGCAGCUCUGUGGACCAACCCAAAGAGGCUGCAGUGUGGCUCAGCAUCAAGGCUUUGGGGGCAGUCAUUCACAAGACCACGAAUAGCAGCAGUCUGGGGAACUCUUUGAAAUCUAUUUUCAGUAAGAGAUGUGUGACUUUUCAAUCUGCAAACUGGAUUCUGUUGAGAGGCCUACUUACCAGUUGUGUUUUAACAGACCUGUGUUUUAGAGUGAAUAUCACUUUGCAUGAAUCUGUGUAUUACUAAGGUUAAAGGGCUCUUUCCAAUCAGUCCUAUUUCUACAUACGAUAGAGGAGACGGAUGUGGCCUUAUCUGUAAUGACCCGUAGAACUAGAUUUAUUCACGUGUAGCAAAAUUAGUCUAGUUCUUCUGGGCGCCUGCAAUACCAAUGACACUCAAGGUACAGUGGGUGUUUCAGCAGCAGGGACUUGAAGCAAAUUGUAAAUAAAUACCUUAAUACAGGUCAGUACGUUUUGAGGGGGGCGGGGGGAAAGGGGAGAAACUUCCAAGGUAACCCAAACCUGAAACCUCUCCCAAUCCGAUCGGAUGUUGCUUGGAAAUAGUUUGUUUUUUUUAGUUAAAAAACACAGUAUUUCCUACAGUGCGUAGGCAGAAAGCCUACCUCCAGCAAGCAAGUCCUUUCUUAAAGACACCCACUUGUCUUUAUUUCCUCCUCAGGUUUAUGAGCAAUAAAUGAGUGUCUCUCUGACCCACCCCAUCAUACUGGGUGGGAAUCGAAUCACAUUAUAAAGGGCUAAAAAAAGCAAUAUGUUCUUUCCUUAAAGGCACAAGGUUUUAUGGCAGCAUUAUAGGAGCUGCUCCUUUAAAAACGGGCUAACAUGGAGAGGAGAGAACACUCUCUCUCUCUUUUUUUCUAAAGUACGUGUGCAUGAGUAUUUAAACACUUAAUGAAACAUAUUUAUUCAAAUUGUAUCAUAGCUUAUUUUAAAUUAUUGUUUAAUGUAUUGAUCAUUUCAAUGAUAACUAUUUAUUUAUUGAACUAGAUCAUCUUUUUUUAACCAACUGAACUGUUUUGUUUUAAAAGGGAACGCCGGAUCAUCUUGAAUCCCACAGACCUUUAGAUUUCAUUUCUAGUCUCUGUGGCAGCUGGGCAUCUUAGCGUUCAGGGCUGUAGCACUCAGGGCAGUGUGUCAUCUCUUUUCCCAAAGCUCAUGGGAGUGGCCCCACUGACUUCAACGUUACUCGCGUGAGUAAGGGUUUGCAAGAGCAGGGACCAAGCUUGUGGAUGUUGUUGGCGGGGAGGGAGAGGCAAUGCAUUAAGAGCUGCUGAAGAUAUGUUCAUGUACAAUCUCUGCUGAUUACGUCAGUGAUGGACAUAUUGCAAAAGGAGUAAGAACCCAUUUAAAAGAGUUUACGUGGCAGAAAAGAGGUAGCCGGUAUUCUUUCCUCAAGUACCAGGAAGUUAAAAAACAGGUGGUCAAUACUGAGCUGCUUCUCGGCAGUAUUUAUAACUAACAGACACCCAAGAGGUAUUCCUCAAUAAGGAGUUUAUUUUCUCUGCCCCACCCAUCCUUAACCGUUCUCACUACCUUCAUUUGCUUGUUUCUAAGCACAGGGCAUUGCCAGAACGGGGGGAACUAAUCGAUAACUGGAGCAAUGUACAUACGGAAGAUAGUGUAUAAAUAUGUAGGCUGGAUUUUCAAAGGAACCUAAGGGAGUUAGGCAUCUAACUCACAUUGACUUUUAGUGGCAGUUUCGGAAGACAACAAAUAGAGGCCCCUUUGAAAAUCGCAGCUAUCACUCGUAGCAUGGAAAAGGAAAGCUCCAGUGAUCAAUGCGAACACCUACGUAGUAAAACCCUUACUAAAUAAGAACGAACAUUAGUGACUCUUCCAAGCAUUUGUUAGUGCUUCGUUAUCUCCAUCAAGUGAACGAGACUUUUGCCUUUUCAGAUAGGGGCUGCCAUUUUAAUGAUACCUCUCAACCAAACCUUUGCAAUCCCAGUUUAAUGCAAAGAGGGAGUGGGAAAUGGGCUUCACCAUGAGAGAGCCCUGGAAAUCAAGUGGGUGAGAACGAGUGUAUGUGUACCGACACACACAAAGUUGCUUUAACCACAACUGACUCAUUUUCUAAAAACAAUUACUCAAUUUACUGUAUAACUUUUAAACUGUUUUGAUUUCCAGCACUUUCCACCAGCAAAGCCCAAGUCCUAUUCCAAGAUGGCUGCUUGUUCUUAGUCUGACAGUCAUGUUUUUUCACAUUUACUCUGUCCCUGUGAGAAUAGUUCUCCUUCAUCCAGUAAAAAGCACUGAAGGUGGAAUUCUCAGCUUAGAAUUUGUUACGCGCGUGCACAUUCUGAACUGAGAUGGGGAACAAGAGCCUUAAGUGAAAGGGGUAUGGGCCAGCGUGAGGGCUCACUCCUGCUCUCUUUCUAGGACUUCUUACAAUGGCCAGUGUUCUUUCCCAAACAUCAGUCUCCCAUGCACUGAGUACCAUGUGUGAGGCUGCACUGUAAUUCCAGAUGUGGGACAAAGUAAAACUCCUCUGAAAUUUGACUUUUUUUCUAAGCUACACUAGCUCAUUUCAGAAAAUAAGGCAUAAUGCUCAUUUCUUCAAAGCAUGCUCUAGUGACUGGAGCACAAGGUGACUGGUGUCCUGGGUUCUAUUCACAGCUCCUUGUGAUCCAGAGCAAAUUCUUUAGGGUAGAACAGACUGAGGUCCUGAGCGGCAAGUGGCUCUUUAACAUGGCUCCUGUGGCUCUUUGCAGCACAGAUACUAAAAUACCAUGUGAUUUAAUUAUGAACCAGUCAGGAGGCUUUUACUAUGUUAACCAAUUGUAGUAGAUAAAAUAAUACUUGGGUCAGUCAUUUGGGGGGGUUAUAAAUACAUACACUAAAAUUUCCCCUGCCAUACUGUUUAAAGAUGGAUAUAUAGCACUCUAGUAAAUGAAACAAUGAAUUCACACUGUGGGUGGCUCUCUUGGGUAAUGCUGAUCAUUAAUUUGGCUCCUGAACCACUGAGGUCUGAGGAUCACUGGGUGAGGACUUUCAAAAGUCCAAUGAUAGACCCACGUAAUUUUUAGAAGUGCUGAGCACCUGUCACUCCAGUUGAAGUCAAUGGAGCUCUGGCUGUGCCAAACCUCUGGAAAAUCCGGCCCAGCUGUCUAAGUGGGCACCCAGAAUUAAAUCACUUCUGUAAAUUGGGGCUUUAAUCUCUUUGUUUGUUACUCCAUCUGUAAAAUGCACAGGCUCAUUGCAAGGUUGACAUUUUGUCUUUCCUCUCAAUCCUUUACAAAAGUGUUAUGUGACCAUCUCUAUAGUUUAAAAAUCACAUGGCCCUAUUUACACCUUGACUUGUGUGUGUGUGUGUGUGUGUGUCUGCAAAUAUACCCCAACUUGCUGUGUACCAGAUUGCAUAUAUGGGGGCAAAACAACAGAUGUAGAAAAUGUGAUUUCCAUUGAACUCUGGAUGCCAGACUAGAUUUCCAUUGUCAUGCAGGGCAAAAGCCAGAAUGUUGCAGUUGAGUUCAGGGCUUGUGGUUAAAUAUUUAAAUGGUGUUUAUUUUAAAAGGGCUUUUUUUUAAAAAUUGUCCUGCAUGGACCACAACCUUAGCUUUACAGAAGUGCUGAGAGGGAGUCCAAGUGGCCUUGACCUGACUGAAGCGGCACGGCUAGAUUUCUUCCCAGCAGCUCCUGUACUAAGAGAACCAAAAUGAGUUUUCUGGAGCACAAAAAUCAUACUAAUAAAGCACUGUUAUAUUUUUUCUCUGUUAGGGAUAGCCUAUAAAUUCCCUUUGAUAGGGAUCCCUUUCUCUAUAUUGUUUUCCUAUUGUGGAAAGCGUGUGGAAACAAUCUUCUAUGGGAUGAUUUAGCUAGUGAAAUUCUGAUUCAGUGUCAGAGGAUUAGGAUACUAUUUCAUACAUGGUUUCAAUAGUCUGUUUUGCAUUUACAAUCCCAGAGCCCAGGGUUGGACUUCAGUUGCUGCUUAAAAGGUGGCAGUUGCACUCCCCUUGCCUACAACCUUGCAAACAAGUAAGAAGCUGAUGCCCUACUCCAAAGGUCAUUUUAAUUGGUCAAUUUAAAAACUGGUGGGUGGAAAAUGGGUCAGAAUUUGCAGAUCCUACCUACUGAACUUGGGUGCUAAGCUGUCAUGUGUUUAACGUAUCUUGUAAGGCCAGUUGCAUCAGCAAAGCCAGUAACCUUCUUUUGAAAUGCAUUUCACUUCCUCACCCUCCUCCACAAUUGUACUAUGAGCUAUUAACGCAAAAAAAGAUGAGACCCUUCUUUCCAGGUUCAGGCUGAAAGACUAGUUGAAGGACAUUUGUCAGAGCCUCCUGCCUGGUGUUGGCUUCCUAUUCUCCCAGCACAGACUUGAGAAAAUUCUUCUAACAAUCCAUAAAGGAUGUGCAUUGUCAGCAUUGACCAUGAAUCAGUUUGAAUGGCACUGUAACACUUCCACGCUAUCUGUAUAUAAAGACGAAAUGGGCAUUAUUUUUUUAGGUAAAUAUACUAUUUUCCCCACUCAACCUGCUCCUGUCUUAACUUUUUUACAAGGGUCUUGUCAGCAAAAAAACCCAACUUGUUCUGAGAAUUCAGAGCAUGCUACCGGACUACACAGGGUGCUUUGUGACAUGUUACUGAGCAACAAAUGUGAAGCUAAAGGUGCAGUUACUUAUGGCAAUUGGAAGUUGAAGUUACCAGCUGUAAUUUUCUGCUCUCCAUAUUUCUGUAACUUAAGAAUAAAAUGAAUGAACCAAUAAAUGUUUUUCUGAGAUGACUGACUAAA
Caretta caretta (loggerhead turtle) is the source of this 7125-nucleotide messenger RNA. RefSeq names its product SEC14 like lipid binding 5 (gene SEC14L5). Gene Ontology annotation, cellular component: cytoplasm. The record is from RefSeq and is a predicted model, not a curated record. Lineage: Eukaryota; Metazoa; Chordata; Testudines; Cheloniidae.